GCAGAGCAGAGCCCAGCCCCGCCCCACACACAAAUGGGACCAUGAGCUCCAGCCACAGCUUCAGCCAGAUCCCCUCUGGCUCCCUCCCUGGCACCAGAAGUGGCUGGGGCAGGCCGGGGGGCUUCCCCCGGGCUCCCAGCGUCCAUGGGGGUGCAGGGGGCGUCCGCAUCUCCCUUUCCUUCACCUCCCCAAGCUGCCUGCCCCCUGGAAGGUCUUGGGGGUCCGGAAGAGGCAGCUCCCUCCUAGGUGGAAAUGGGAAGGUGACGAUGCAGAACCUCAAUGAGCGCCUGGCCUCCUACCUGGACAAGGUGCAUGCUCUGGAGGAGGCCAACGUGAAGCUCGAGAGUCGCAUCCUGAAGUGGCACCAGGAGAGAGAUCCUGGCAGCAAGCAAGAUUAUUCCCAGUAUGAGGAGAACAUCAGCCGCCUGCAGGAGCAGAUAGUGGACGGGAAGCUGACCAAUGCUCAGGUGUUUCUCCUCCUUGACAACGCCAGGAUGGCAGUGGACGACUUCAACCUCAAGUACGAAAAUGAACACUCCUUCAAGAAAGACUUGGAAAUUGAAGUGGAGCGUCUCCGAAAGACCUUGGAUGAUCUAACCAUUGUCACAACAGACCUGGAACAGGAGGUCGAGGGGUUGAGGAAAGAGCUCAUCCUCAUGAAGAAGCGCCAUGGGCAGGAAAUGGAGGGACAGCACGUGCCAAAUGACUUCAAGGUCAAUGUGAAGCUGAAUACAACCCCAGGGGAAGAUCUGAUUAAGAUCCUGGAGGACAUGAGGCAAGAAUACGAGUUUAUGAUAAAGAAGAAGCAUCGAGACUUGGAUGCCUGGUAUAAAGAGCAGUCAGCAGCCAUUGCCCAGGAGACCGCCAGUCCCACAGCUGUGCAGAGCAACCAAGGCAACAUCCAUGAGCUGAAGCGCACUUUCCAGGCCCUAGAGAUUGACCUGCAGGCGCAGCGCAACAGGAAAUCUGCUUUGGAAAACAUGUUAUCGGAGACCCAGUCUCGGUACUCCUGCCAGCUCCAGGACAUGCAACGCAUCAUCUCCCACUACGAGGAGGAACUGCUGCAGCUGCGCCAUGACCUGGAGCGGCAGAACAGCGAAUACAAGGUCCUCCUGGGCAUCAAAACCCACCUCGAGAAGGAAAUCUCCACCUACCGCCAGCUGCUGGAGGGCGAGAGCCAAGGAACAACAGAGGAAUCUAAGCUGAGCGCAAGAGCGGCUGUAGUGCCCAAGAUCAAGACCAUCACACAGGAGAGCAUCAAUGGAAGAAUAAUUUAUUCUCAAGUGAAUGAGAUCCAAAAGUAUGCAUGAGGCUAAUAAAAGUUUC
Messenger RNA from Eptesicus fuscus (big brown bat), 1326 nucleotides. RefSeq names its product keratin 23 (gene KRT23). The record is from RefSeq and is a predicted model, not a curated record. Gene Ontology annotation, molecular function: structural molecule activity. The transcript is spliced from 8 exons. The coding region runs from base 42 to 1310 and encodes 422 amino acids. NCBI's taxonomy places the organism in Eukaryota, Metazoa, Chordata, Mammalia, Chiroptera, Vespertilionidae.